Megalobrama amblycephala (Wuchang bream) is the source of this 1857-nucleotide messenger RNA. RefSeq names its product cyclin B3 (gene ccnb3). The transcript is spliced from 12 exons. The record is from RefSeq and is a predicted model, not a curated record. Gene Ontology annotation, molecular function: cyclin-dependent protein serine/threonine kinase regulator activity. Gene Ontology annotation, cellular component: cytoplasm; centrosome; nucleus. Gene Ontology annotation, biological process: mitotic cell cycle phase transition; regulation of cyclin-dependent protein serine/threonine kinase activity. NCBI's taxonomy places the organism in Eukaryota, Metazoa, Chordata, Actinopteri, Cypriniformes, Xenocyprididae. Bases 242 to 1447 code for a protein of 401 amino acids.
CGACGCUCAUUGGCCUAGAGCGAGGUGCAGUCGGCCAAUCGCUUCAGUGCGUGUAGUUUUGGACGCAUGCAGACAGCAGUUCGGUGUUUGUCUGUUUCAGCCUGGAUCGCUUUCCAUUGUACUUUUCGUGAAUGUGUUGCACAUAUUCUCUCUUUUUAAAAAUAUUUUCCUGCUUUAAUUGAUGUUGUUCGGCGUAUCCUGAAAAGGAUUUAACUGUGAAGGAUCAGAACAACAGAAUAAAAUGCCUUUUUCCCGAGGAAAGAAGCCCACCACCAGUAAAAUCCCCAAACUUCAUCCUAAAGGACUGGAGAACCAGGAGGAUGGCCCCCAGACCAAGCGCUCAUCAUCCCCUCCCCAAGGGGCCCCUAAGAAAAGAACUGCUUUUGUGGACAUUACCAAUGCACACAAGAUUGAGCUAAGCAACCCCAUCAAAAAGAAAGAUCAUGUUAAGAAGCUGCAGAAGAAGAUCUCAGUUCUUUCUAAGAAUGAUGUCAAUUUAAAAUCUGUGUUUAGUUCAGAGGAAAAGUUGGGGGAACUGCAGAAUGUGGAGUCACUAGAAGAGCCCUCUUCUAAAACCUCAAUUCCUCCACACCUCCUGCCUCCAGAGAUUCCUCCAGAGUUUGACAUUGAUUCUGAGCAACUCAGUGACUCCACGCAUGCAGCAGAGUAUGCCAAAGAUAUUUUUGACUACCUCAAGAGCAGAGAGGAAAAGUUUGUCUUACAUGACUACAUGGCUGAUCAACCAACUCUGAACACCAAUAUGAGAGCAAUUCUGGUGGACUGGCUGGUUGAGGUCCAGGAGAAUUUUGAGCUGAAUCAUGAGACUCUGUACCUGGCUGUGAAAAUGACGGAUCAUUAUCUGGCCGUGAGCCAGGUCAAACGGGAGUCUUUACAGCUCAUUGGUUCAACUGCCAUGCUCAUUGCUUCUAAAUUUGAGGAGCGGGCUCCUCCUUGCGUGGAUGAUUUCCUAUACAUUUGUGACGAUGCCUACAAGCGCUCCCAGCUCAUCGCCAUGGAGAUCAGCAUCCUGCAGGCGCUGAACUUUGACAUCAAUAUUCCGGUUCCAUACCGCUUUCUCCGUCGUUAUGCCAAGUGUGUGAAUGCAGGUAUGGACACACUGACUCUGGCACGCUUUAUUUGCGAGCUGAGUUUGUUGGAGAUGGAGUUUGUGCCCGUAAGAGCAUCUUUGCUCGCCUCUGCCUGUCUGCUCAUCGCUCUGGUUACUAAGGAUCUGGGAGGAUGGACACUGUGUUUGCAGUUCCACUCUGGAUACAGUGUGGAGGAUCUGGCACCCGUGGUCAGAAAACUACACGACAUGCUCAGCAGCCCACCGGACAGUAAACUCGCAGUUAUCAGGAGCAAGUACGCGCACAAAGUUUUCUUUGAAGUUGCGUUGAUCCCCACAGUGAAUCUGGAGAAGUUGGAAGGGGUUUUGAAGUUAGCUUAAGGAAAAUGUAUGUAAUGUUUUAAACAUUGUAAAUAAUUAUAUUUAAUGUUAUAUUUUAAUCUUUUGAAAUAAAGUCUUUGUGUGUAAAUUGACAUGUAUAUACAUGUUUUCCAUUGUAUGUUCAGUUUUUUUCACAAACCAUGUUAUUCUUCCUGUAAACGUAAAAUCAGUUAACUAAAAUCCAAACUAGUGACCCCAUCAAUGUUUCAAAAGCUGAUAAAGUACAAACCAUCCUAUCAGUUCAAUUUAUUAGGUCAUUAGGUUUUUGUUAUUGAAUGUUACUAAAAUGGCAUUUUAAUGCCUUGUACAUAGAUGUUUUUCUGUAUAGUUUUCUGUGUGUACAUUUUCUUGAUCACUUUACUGACAGUGUUCUUUUAAACACUAUGGAUGAUUAAAAAAGUACUUUUGCA